Messenger RNA from Punica granatum (pomegranate), 2011 nucleotides. The record is from RefSeq and is a predicted model, not a curated record. Lineage: Eukaryota; Viridiplantae; Streptophyta; Magnoliopsida; Myrtales; Lythraceae.
CCAAAAACCAUAGCCACAAGCUAUUCUUACCUUACUCACCAAGUCAUUCUCUCUUUGCGUGGUUUAAGCUAGAAACUAGUAUGCCAAGAGAAACUAAUUAUUCAGCACCCUUCUUCACCAUGAGAUAAUCGUACUCCACGACCAUGUCCGUGUCGAAAAAUAGAUCCGUCGGGAUUUGUAGGCAUCAUCACCUAGUUGCGUUUUUGGUGUCCCUAGUCUUCUCCACAAACUUUGCAGUGUCUCUGCCUAACACGGUGAGUGUAGUUGCACCCGGACUGACGACAUUAUCAUUACAAGAAGCAGCGGAAGCGGAAGCCGAUGCUCGGGGAAACGGUAGCUGUAGAAGCUGCUACAGUAUUAAUAGGUCCGACCCUCUGCGUCAUCUCAAGUAUUACCAUGGAGGCUAUGAUGUUCGGAACAAGCAUUACUGGGCCUCUGCGGCAUUUACAGGAGUUCAUGGAUACGCAGUGGCGGGAGUUUGGAUGUUAUGUGGAACAGGCUUUGGGCUAUUCGUAAUCACGAAGAAAUUAAGGGGAAAUAAUAGAAUUAGUGCCGGUCCAUUAACUGCCUCCUCAAGUCGCUGCCCCUUAGUUAUGUUCUCGGUCAUAGUCUUCUUCACCUUCCUUGCCAUAGUGGUGAGUGGUGUUGUGCUGGCGGCAAACCAGAGCUCGCAGCACAGAACGGACCGGCUGAAGAAGAGCAUUCUUGGAGCUGGGAGAGAAGCUCGACACACGAUCCGGAAGGUCAUACAGACGAUGACGCAAAUGCAGAACCUUUUGCAACCGUACGAUCUUAGGAUGGCAGUUGAGCUCAACAUCACUGCUCACGGGCUCAGGAAGGAGUCCAGAGCCAUUAAGCAGUUCAUUGACCAAACUGACCACUCAAUUGGUCUGGCGAUCCAAACAUCGUACAUAGUGCAUCUGGUGGUCGUGGUCAUCAACUUGCUACUGCUGUUAGCAGCAAUAGCAGUUCUUCUUUUGCUCCAUUGGCAACCUUGGUUUAUCACGAUAAUAGUUCUCUGUUGGAUCAUCACAACGAUGUUUUGGGCCAUCACCGGCUUCGAUUUCUUCUUCCACAAUUUUGCAGAAGACACUUGUUCUGCUUUUCGGGAUUAUCUUCAGAACCCACAGAACAGCAGUCUCAGCUCAAUUCUACCGUGCGUGGACUCAGCAUACGCUAAUCAAGUCCUAGUUCAAAUCGGGUCCGCUGUCUAUAACUUCAUUCAGGCGUUGAAUUUGAAGAUAGCCGAGCUCAGCAAGGUCCUCAUGAAGAGUAAACAAAGUGAUAGCUUAGCUGAAACGUUUCGGGUCUGCCAACCUUUCUCUGGACCGCCCAACUACAGCUAUGACAGGAAUUGCUCGGAGGGCGAGAUUCCGAUCGGCCAAGUGCCACAAGUCCUCGCAGCACUCACCUGUUACAAGAAUGAGAGCUUGACUGAAUGUGCAAGAAACGGGAAAUUCCUCUCAGAAGGCAUCUACAACAUCACGCUGGCCGUAAGCACAUCGAUCGAGGACUUGCUCGAGAUAUAUCCCGACCUCAGGAACCUGUCAGAGUGUUCCUUCGUGAAGGGCAGGUUAAGUGACAUAGUGUCCCGCCAGUGCAGGCCAUUCAGAUCCUCGUUACGAAUGCUGUGGGCAUCGAUGCUCUCGCUGUCCAUCAGUAUGGUGGUCUUGGUAUUGCUCUGGGUGACAAAAGCUUACCGAGACAAAGGAAGAUCCUUCUCUAGGUGUUCCAUCUUCCCCCAAUCCCAUGCCCGAGGUAACCGUUAAAUGCUCGGGAAACAUCGGAAGAGUUCCUCACAUCCGCGAAAGGUUUUAUGAUGCCACAGGGGAAAAACGAGGCACUGAAAGUGCACCUUCUCGUUGUGAUUCUUUAGUCAUGGUUAUGUGCUGUUGUAUAUUCUUUAGGAUCUCUCAGGAGAUCACAGAUUCAUGUGUUUCCAUGGUGGUCGCAAGACUAACCAUGGACCCAGAGAAUAAUGGUGAACAUACGAAAGAAGAUCAUGACAAUA